AUGUCAACGAAUGACUGUUCGUCUUGCUCACGGGGGAGCUGUCGUGGUGCUUCAUCAAGAGGAAUGCUUGGCACACAAAUAUGCUAUUGUGGAGAGCUUGCCGUAUUGAAAGUCGCGAAAACUGCUAAGAACCAAGGCAAGCCUUUUUGGGGCUGCCCUAAUUACAAGCGUAGUCGAAAUGAAGAAGUGCGAGGAUGUAAUUUCUUCAAAUGGGCCAGUGAAGAUAAUGUUGAUGAAAGGGAUACUACAAUUGGGUGGCAAAGGAGAAAGAUUAUGAAUUUGGAAAAAUCACUUUUGGUUUGUCAGAGAAGGGAAAAGUCUGGGGUUCUUGAGUUAUCUGACUUGCUUGAGUUGGGUCUGGUGUACGUUCUUCGUUUGAUUGUUGAGUUGGUUGAGAAGGGUGUGGGUAGUCUUGUUGUUGACUUCUCUGUGGGCACUUAG
Vigna angularis (adzuki bean) is the source of this 441-nucleotide messenger RNA. RefSeq lists its product as uncharacterized. NCBI's taxonomy places the organism in Eukaryota, Viridiplantae, Streptophyta, Magnoliopsida, Fabales, Fabaceae. The transcript is spliced from 3 exons. Bases 1 to 441 code for a protein of 146 amino acids. Gene Ontology annotation, molecular function: zinc ion binding. The record is from RefSeq and is a predicted model, not a curated record.